Molecule: messenger RNA, 2333 nt
Organism: Diuraphis noxia (Russian wheat aphid)
Lineage: Eukaryota; Metazoa; Arthropoda; Insecta; Hemiptera; Aphididae
Product: acyl-CoA synthetase short-chain family member 3, mitochondrial
Cellular component (GO): mitochondrial matrix
Molecular function (GO): propionate-CoA ligase activity
Source: RefSeq, a predicted model, not a curated record
UCGAACAGCACUGCCAAAGCAUUGGACACCGCAUUUCAAAUCAUUUUAGUGUCAAAAUUUUUUUUUUAAUUUUAAAUGUGUUUGUUUUAAAUUCUAAUGUUAAUUAUUUAUUUUAAACAAAAACAGUCGUGGGUGUAAUAAAGAAAAUUAAUUGUAAUUACCGGCAGGAGUGUUUUUCUUUGUUAUAAAUUCUGUGUAUUUCUGUUGAAGCAAUAAAUUACAAUUUGUUUCUGUGUUCUGUUAUUUUAAUAGUUUAGUGUAUGUAAUUUAGUAAACAAUAAUUACGUGGACAACAAUAUGGUACCAAAUCGAAAUAAAUCACUCUGUGUAAAUCAAAAUGUGAAUAAGACUGAAAAUUAUGAAGAAGCAUACCGACGAUCUUUAGAAGACCCUGAAGGUUUCUGGGCUGAAGUCGGUGCAGUAGUCGAUUGGUACAAGCCCUGGGAUAAAGUUUUAGACAAUAGUGCUCAACCUCUAACUGAUUGGUUUGUUGGAGGUCAAAUAAAUGCAUGUUACAAUGCAGUCGAUCGUCAUAUCAAGGCAGGCAAGGGUAAAAAAGUCGCCUUAAUYCACGACAGCCCUGUGACCGAAUCUGUGACAAAAAUUACUUACGAUGAUCUAUAUGAAAAAGUAUCAUUGUUAGCUGGUGCUUUGGUAAAUCUGGGUGUAGUAAAAGGUGAUCGUAUUUUGAUUUAUAUGCCUCUUAUACCAGAAGCUAUUAUUUCAAUGUUGGCUGUAGCUCGUAUUGGAGCCAUUCAUUCUGUGGUUUUUGGAGGAUUUGCAGCUCGUGAACUUUGUGCACGUAUCAACCAUGCUACUCCUAAGGUUAUAAUAGCAGCUAAUUGUGGGAUUGAACCGAACAAAAUAGUAAGGUACAAAGAUAUUCUAAACUCUGCUCUUGACCGGGUAACAGAAAAACCUAAACACUGUAUUAUAUACCAAAGACCAAACAUGAAACCUUCUCCAUUAACUCCAGGAAUUGAUAUACUUUGGUCCGAUGCAUUGUCGACAGCUAAACAUCAUYCAUGUGUGCCGGUGGAAGCAAAUCAUCCUCUUUAUAUAUUGUAUACUUCAGGCACUACGGAUAAACCUAAAGGAAUUGUUAGACCAACUGGUGGACAUAUUGCCACAUUAUGCUGGACAAUGAGCUGCAUUUAUGGUAUGACGGAAGAUGAUGUUUGGUGGACUGCAUCCGACAUGGGGUGGGUUGUAGGACAUUCGUACAUAUGUUAUGGUCCACUUUGCGCUGGAAUCACAUCAGUUAUGUAUGAAGGUAAACCGGACAGGACACCCGAUCCUGGACAAUAUUUUAGGGUAAUUCAAGACCAUAAAGUGAAUGGACUGUUUACGGCACCAACUGCUUUAAGGGUCAUCAGAAGAGAAGAUCCAGAUUUGGAGUUUGGUAGCAAAUAUAACACUAAAUCUCUAAGAACUCUAUUUGUGGCUGGAGAACAUUGUGAUCAUGAAACCUUGGCUUGGGCUGGAAAAGUGCUGAAUGUACCUGUUUUGAAUCACUGGUGGCAAACUGAAACUGGUCAUUCAAUUACGGCUACUUGUCUUGGAUUUGGGCAUAAUCUAAAACCUCCUAUGUUUUCUGCCGGAAUGCCGUUUCCUGGAUAUGAUGUGAGAAUUUUAAAAGAAGAUGGUAGUCCGUGUCAGUUAUUGGAAUUGGGUCGAAUUGUGGUCAAACUUCCAUUACCGCCAGGAGUCAUGUCAUGCUUGUAUAAUGCCCCCGAAAGAUUUAUUAACACAUACUUCAAUAACUUUAUUGGUUAUUAUGAUACAAUGGAUGCUGGAUACGCCGAUGAAAAUGGUUAUAUAUAUGUCACAGCCAGGGACGAUGAUGUUAUUAAUGUAGCUGGACAUCGGCUUUCGACAUCAGCAUUGGAAGACGUAAUCCUAUCUCAUCCGGACGUUGGCGAUGCAGCUGUAUUUGGCGUCCCGGAGACUACGAAAGGAGAAAUACCCUUAUGCCUUUAUAUUAAAAAUAAAAAUUGCAGCAAAAAAGAAGAAGAUAUAAACAAUGAAAUCGUACAAAACGUUCGAGAUUUAAUUGGACCGAUCGCAUCAUUCCAUUUGUGUGCCCCAGUACAAGGUUUGCCAAGAACUCGAUCKGGAAAAACGGCUAGGAAAUCAUUAUCAAAUUUAGCUAGUGGGAAAAAAGUGAUUAUAUCAGGUACAAUAGAAGAUCCUUCAGUAUAUUUGGAUAUCAAACAGGUGUUGCAAAAACUUGGUUAUGCUAAAAAUGCUCCAGACCCCGAAAUUGAAAAAUAACAAAGCAUUUGUAACAAAAUAUAUGUAAAAUUUAAUUUAUUUUUAAAUUUAAAUUAGUA